UAAAAGUGGGCUGGGCUGUUGCAGCCAUACCUAGAGCCACAAUUGCAAUUAUGCCCCUCAAAAUCUUCGUCCCUCUUGUUUUUCUGCUGGUUGUAUGUAGUUGCAAAAUACAAGAAAAAGAAUCACUGUCAAUCCUUCUCUCGCCAUUUCCUGCCCCUGGUCACUAUUUGAAUUUCAUGAUUUUGGGAGAUGCUUUGAAAGAACAAGGUCACAAUGUUACCUUUCUCAUGCCUCACUUUCCAGAUUAUAACAAGCCAAAGGAACUCUGUGAGGAACAUGGUUUUCACUACAUUCCUGCACCAGUCAAUAUGAGUUAUUAUGGCUUUAAAAGUGGCUUUAAAAAUGAAGCCAAUGAGGAUUUAAACGCUGUACAAUUGGCGUCUCAUUUGUUAAAUAUGUUUUUGACUGUGCUUUCCUCUAUAGAUUCUUUCGUUUCAAAUGAGCUGGAUACCUCCCAAUUAGACGUUGCAGUCGUCGAAGAAUACCUGAUGGGAACUUUAGUUUGUCCCAAAAACGAACAUUUACCAAUUGUAUAUUUUUCACCUGGAAUUCCAAACGACCCUUCACUGUUACCAUCAUGGCCUUUUCCACAUAUAGCGUUUCCUUCCAUAACUCAUGACACGUCCAUUACAGACCGUCUUAUAAUAACAGCUGCUAACGCUCUUCUAUUUUCACCGCUACAACAAGUUAUUAUUUGGUAUUUGUCUUCAAAUAAUCCAGAAUGCUGGGAGAGGAAAUAUAACUAUUACUCACCUCCAGGCCAUGGGGUUCCUUUCAUUUUAGCAACAGUCAUGGGGUUUGAGUAUCCAAAGACAAAUCUUCCAUUAGUUGAUUAUGUUGGUCCUUUCAUUCCAAAUACACUUGAUCCUCUACCAUCCGAUAUUGAUUUGUGGCUGAGCAGUAAAAAAGAAAACAGUGUCGUGUACAUUUCAAUGGGUAGCAUUUUUGCUGGAUCUCAAGAAUUAGCGGAAGCACUUUACAAUGGCAUACCUACUAACUAUUCAGUUUUGUGGUCGGCUACUAGUGAAACUAUUCGAAAAGUUGUUGAAAACAAACCAAGCAGUGAUCGUUACCUUGUUAAGAGCUGGAUACCACAGAUUAGUGCAUUGAAUCAUUCAUCAAUAUCAUUAGCUAUUCUUCAUGGAGGAGCAGGAGGAGUACACCAAGCACUCUAUUUUGGGAUACCAAUGGUUGUCGUUCCUCUGGGGGGAGAUCAAUUAGGUAAUGCUGUUAGAGUACAAUAUUGGAAACUAGGAGUCCAACUGAAGCAAGAUGAACUUACUGCAAAUAAUUUAAAAGAGAGGAUCCUAAAGAUUGAGUCAGGUCCUUACAGAAGCAAUGCUAAAAAGAUGAGUAUCAUAAUGAAGAAUGCUGGAGGAGUAAAGAGAGCUGUUGAGCUAAUAGAGUUCUAUGCUGCAGUAGGGUAUGAUCAUCUUGUACCUGCUUAUGUGAAGUAUCACUGGAGUUGGAUUCAAUAUCAUAAUGUUGAUGUACAAGCAUUGCUGUUAGCUAUUGGAGCAUUGAUGCUAUACUUGUGUUUCAAAUUAAUCAAGUGUAUGUGUCAGUGCUGCUGCUGUAGGAAUGCAAAGGAAAAGAAGGAGUAACUGCAAUUGUUUUAUUUUGAAUUAUUUUUGCCAUCAAUCAUACAAAUUAA
Amphimedon queenslandica is the source of this 1654-nucleotide messenger RNA. RefSeq names its product UDP-glucuronosyltransferase 1-2-like. The record is from RefSeq and is a predicted model, not a curated record. Lineage: Eukaryota; Metazoa; Porifera; Demospongiae; Haplosclerida; Niphatidae. The transcript has 2 exons. Bases 51 to 1604 code for a protein of 517 amino acids. Gene Ontology annotation, molecular function: UDP-glycosyltransferase activity.